Molecule: messenger RNA, 597 nt
Organism: Colias croceus (clouded yellow)
Lineage: Eukaryota; Metazoa; Arthropoda; Insecta; Lepidoptera; Pieridae
Gene: mRpL27
Product: 39S ribosomal protein L27, mitochondrial
Exons: 3
Coding region: 133-549 (138 amino acids)
Biological process (GO): translation
Cellular component (GO): ribosome; mitochondrial large ribosomal subunit
Molecular function (GO): structural constituent of ribosome
Source: RefSeq, a predicted model, not a curated record
UCAGUUGUCACAAUUCAGAAUUCCGAACAUAACCUCAAAAUCAAAACAAGUUUAUAAAUUAUAAAAGUACGGACAAAAUUCAGUUUACAAUUUGAUUAAAGGGCAAAGAAUUGUGGAUGGAAAUUUUCCACAAUGUCUUCUAAUUUUCUUAACGCUCUGAAACCCGCAUCUCCAAUAAUAGAGUUCGUAAGACAUGCCAGUAAGAAAACUGGAGGCAGUACAAAGAACGUAAAUUGUAAAGUACGACCAAAACACAGAGGUUGGAAGGUGCAAGAUGGACAUUCAGUUCAGGCUGGUCAUAUCUUAGCAACCCAAAGAUUCGCCAGAUUCCAUCCAGGGCUCAAUGUUGGUAUGGGACGUAAUGGUACCCUUUUUGCAAUGGAAGCGGGUAAGGUUGUCGUAACUUGUGAGAAAUUUGAUCCUAAUUGGGACCACACAUGGGUACAGAGAAUCUAUGGAGGACGAACCGAUCAGACUAUAUACAAGAAAUAUUUUAAUAUUAUACCAAAACCACAGCAUAAUAGAUUCAAGUUGAUAGAUGAAUUAUAGAUGUGAAAUAAUUGUUAUUGAUAGGAAAUAUAGUAUUAGUGAAUAUAA